AUGGUUAGAACGAGAGGGUUAGGUCGUGCCUUAGGCAGAGUUAUAGGUAGAGCCCUAGGGAGAAAGGAUCAUCAUGAUUCAUAUGAUGUUCCCCAGCGACCAAGGCCUACAGCAUCUGCACGUAGGCAACGAGAAGUUGCCCCUAUUGCUGAGGAUGAUCCUAUGCUUACUGAAGACAUACAUGCAUAUGGUGAAGAAGUUGUUGAUGAUGCUGAGGGAUUUCUAGGUAGGCCACAUGACCCAUCAGUGCUGACUGACUAUGGUGACCUUGUUGCAGUCAUUGUGUGGAAUGGAGAGUUAUCCUCCCAUGGAAGGAAGGUUCAGAAAUUUGGGAGGUCUGCUCUAGAAAUUGAAAGGUUAGUCGCUGCCACAGGAUUAAGUCCUUUGAUCGCAUGUUCAGUAGACACUGGCCAUCAGGGACUGAUAUCCGCUUUUGUGGAGAGGUGGCAUAAGGAAACUAGUAGUUUCCAUCUUCCUGUUAGAGAGCUGACCAUCACCCUGGAUGAUGUGGCAUCUCUACUUCAUCCUCCAAUUAUUGGCGCAUUCCACAGCUUUGAGCCUCUUCAUGUCGACAAAGCGAGUGGAAGCUAUGCAUGGGGAGCAGCCGCCUUAGUGCAUAUCUAUGAUCAUUUGAAUGAUGUUUGUAAGAGCGGCGACCGACAGCUUGCUGACUAUGAUGAGAUCCCACCAUGUGCCUGCCAGUGGAUUGCUAUGAAGGCUUCUUUGAAGUCAUUACCUGCAUCGACGUACAGGAAAUGUCUAGAUGGACUAAUGAGUCCUAAUGUUUGCUGGAUGCCUUACGGUGAGCACCAUGGAGUGUGGGACUUUGAUUUGAUUUCAUGCUUUUCAGGUCAUCUACAAUCGGGUCCUGUUGUGGUCAGACACCGACCAGAGAGGGUGGUGCGACAAUUUGGAUACGUUCAGACCAUUCCUCCACAGACUACGACUUCCAUGUUAUCAUUUGAAGAUAUUGACAAUAGGUGGAUGCAUUACUCUGACUAUCUUGCAGUAGCAGGGCAGAUUUGUAUUGUGCCAGGACAAUGUGCAUCCGAUUACAUGGAGUGGUUCUUCAUGAUUUCUCAUCCGUUCAUGACACCGGCAGAGCCUGCUGAUCUGCCCAGACAUCCACCUGCGAUGCAGGAUGACACAUAUGUGGAGCCAUAUAUCCCUGAGGUCCCAGUGGCACCAGCAGCAGCACCGGCACAUGCCCCUUCUUAUGUGGAGCAGCCUCAUACAGUGGAGGCUUGUCAAGCAAUCGCAGAAAGGUUGGACCGUCUGCUCAACCUAAGGAUAGUUACUGCUGGCACAAAAAUACACGAGGUCGUGGAAGACUGA
Molecule: messenger RNA, 1335 nt
Organism: Glycine soja
Lineage: Eukaryota; Viridiplantae; Streptophyta; Magnoliopsida; Fabales; Fabaceae
Exons: 5
Coding region: 1-1335 (444 amino acids)
Biological process (GO): meristem development; meristem maintenance
Source: RefSeq, a predicted model, not a curated record